Messenger RNA from Cajanus cajan (pigeon pea), 2236 nucleotides. Its product is annotated as copper ion transmembrane transporter. The record is from RefSeq and is a predicted model, not a curated record. NCBI's taxonomy places the organism in Eukaryota, Viridiplantae, Streptophyta, Magnoliopsida, Fabales, Fabaceae.
UAUCGUUUAUGUUAAUAUAACGAUAUAUGGCUUUCCUUUGCAUAAGCUUAGUAUCUCCCUUCAGCUAAGAGAAGCAGCGAAUGAAUGAAGAUUAGGGAUUUGUCGCUGCUUAGUCUCAAUUCACUCCAAAAGAACCCUUCAAGAAAUUCCGAACACUUUUGAGGCAUUAGCUUUGCAUUGCACCGAAGCCAGCAUGAACGUGUUAGUCCCACAGCAGCACCACCACAACCUAUCAUUCUCCCAAUGCAGCUUCCUUUUCAAUCCCAUGAAGACCCUUCAUUUUGUUCAGCCUCCGGCACGUGCGAGCAGCGUGAUCCGCAUGGGUGGGGGUCCCCGCACGUACCCGGGGGGCGUGUCGAAGUGGCAGUGGAAGCGCAUGCAGGAGAGGAAGGCGAAGCAGCUGCUGAAGGCGCGGCUGGGCCGGGAGCGGCAGAUAUACGAGAUGCGGAAGCGGGCGGAGCUGAAGGCGGCGGUGUCGGAGUUGGAGAGGCCGUGGGAGGCUGUCAAGAGAGAGGAGGCUCCUAACUUGUUCUCCGUUGGGGCUGAUGAGCAGGUGAAGGUUCUUGCUGACAGGUUCCAGAGGCCCGGUGGGUUUGACAUGUGGAGUGAGAGGGAUGGGCCUAUGCUGUUUGAGAGCCCUGAUGAGUUGCCCUCUGCUAGGUUUUUCCCCAAAGGGGUUGUGCAUAGUGUUAAGCCUUAUAGGAGGGUUGAUGGGUAUGGGUUGGUGAAGGGGGGUUUGUUGGAGGGAAAUGAUUGUGGUGGAGGUUUGAGUGAGGAGGGGAUUGAGUUGGAGGAUGUUGAUGGUUCUCAAUUGGAAGGUGAUGGUGGAGAGUAUUUAUCUUCUGAUGUGAGUUAUGGAGUGGAGGGGGAUGGUGGAUUGAGGGAAAAGUGGGACGGGAGGGGGGUUUUGUUGGAGGAUUUUGGUGGGUCUGAAUUGGAAGGUGAUGAUGGAGAGUGUUCAUCUUCUGAUGUGAGUUAUGGGAGGAAUGGAGUGGACGGUCAUGGUGGAUUGGGAAGGAAUGUGAAUGGGAAUGGGAUGAGGUUUUUGUCUGAUGAUUUUGGGAAGUCUAGUGAUGGAGGGCGGUCGUCUCGCUUGAAUUAUGGGGGGAAGGGUGUGGAUGGUGAUGGUAGGUUGAGAAGGAAUGGGAAUGCAAAUGGGAGGAGGCUUUCGUCAUCUAGAGAUGGAGAACGGUCUUCUCUUUCGAAUUAUGGGAGGAAUGGAAUGGGUGGUGAUGGUGGAUUGAGAAGAAAUGGGAAUGGGAGGAGGGUUUUGUCUGAUAAUGUUGAUCGGUCUAAAGAUGUAGAGCAAUCUUCUCGUUCAAAUUAUGGGAGGAAUGGAGUUGAUGGUGAUGGUGGAUUGAGAAGGAAUAAAAAUGGGAGGAGGGUUUUGUUUGAUAAUGUUGGUAGGUCUAGUGAUGGGGGACGUUCUUCUCGUUUGAAUUACCAGAGGAAUGGAUUGAAUGUUGAUAGUAGAAUGAGGAGGGAUGGUAAUGGAAGUAAGUAUGCUUCAAGGGGUGUUGAUGAUGGAGAGCAUUCGCCUCGUUCUUCAAGUUCUAGGGCGUACGCAUCGAGCUUUGAUGGAAGAUUGAGGAAUAAGGGGGGUGGAAGGAAAGUUCUAUCCAAGGAUGUAUAUGGGUCCAAUGAUGAUGGAUUGAGGAGUAAGAAGAAUGGAAGGAGAUUUAUGUCAAAGGAUGUUGAUGGGUCUAGUGGAUUUUAUUCGGAGGGAGUUGGUUCUGUCAGGAAACAGAGAGGGGCUAAUUCCAUUGGAGGCCGAAGUCGAGGAAAGUAUACUAAUAGGAACUCAAACUAUGCUUCACCAAGAGGUAGAGGUGCAAAAUCUGAAGUUUAUGACAUGGGUUUGCAACAAGAUGGGAGUUAUGGGUUCCAGCAGAAGCAUGAGCAACCUGACUCUGCAAAUUGGUAGAACCAUGGGCUCUUAAUCUAGCCAUUCUAGGGGAUCAACAAGAACUGCUAUUAGCAAAAGGUUUGCACGAGGAAGAUGAUUGAUUAUUUGGCUGAAGGGGUGAAUGCCAGUUCCAAAGCCCUUUCCUAGUCAGCUUAAUUGUACUGAUCUGCAUAUGUGGCAAAUUGAAAUUGGACUAGGCUAGGACUAGUCAAAUGUCAUUUUGUGGAAGUAUUUUUUUUUGUUUUUUGUUUUUUUGUAUAUAUUACAUUUGAAUCUCAAAAGAAAACAUUGAUUUUCUAAUCAAAUUCUUUUGUUUAUUUAUUUAUUUAA